Messenger RNA from Acanthochromis polyacanthus (spiny chromis), 5124 nucleotides. It is a transcript of the gene vps8, whose product is annotated as VPS8 subunit of CORVET complex. Gene Ontology annotation, biological process: protein targeting to vacuole; endosomal vesicle fusion; vesicle-mediated transport. Lineage: Eukaryota; Metazoa; Chordata; Actinopteri; Pomacentridae. The transcript has 46 exons. Gene Ontology annotation, molecular function: protein binding. The record is from RefSeq and is a predicted model, not a curated record. Bases 94 to 4254 code for a protein of 1386 amino acids. Gene Ontology annotation, cellular component: CORVET complex; early endosome; HOPS complex.
ACCUGUAGUAAAUGUGGUUCCUGCCUGGGGAACCGUUGUGGAUGCGCGUAUGGUCUGCGAAAUACUGCACAGUCUGUGCAUUAAAACACAGAAAUGUCCCAGUCCCCGGACACCCGCAGCCUGGUCUCAGCCUCCUCCCAGCUCAACCUGAUGGAAGUGGACUCGAUCGACGAUAAGGAGUUUGACAUUCCCCAAGUGGAUACCCCUCCCACACUGGAGAGCAUCCUUAGUGAGUUAGAGGAUGAGGAGGAACCAUUUGUGUUGGAAGACACCUGUGUGUUAAACACAGACAACAUGGAUGCCCACUCCUGUGACACCUCCUCUCUGGCCAGCUCUGACAGUGGAGACCCAGCUCACCUCAAACGAAAGAGGAGGACAGUGGAUCUGAAUGCAACCGUUCAUGGGUCCGUCCUUCGACACAGUCUGCUCAAAGGCAUCUCUGCACAAAUCGUGUCUGCUGCUGACAAAGUGGAUGCUGGACUGCCAACAGCUAUAACGGUGUCAGGUGUGAUUGCUGUGGGAACAUCUCAUGGUCUGGCUCUGGUCUUUGGCAAAGACACCAACCAGGCUCUGCGGCUCUGUCUGGGUACCAAGACAACUGGAGCAGAGUUCGGAGCUGUCUCUGCCCUUAGCAUCAACCAUGAUUGCUCACGACUUCUCUGUGGGUUUGCCAAAGGACAGAUUACAAUGUGGGACCUAGCCAAUGGGAAGCUUCUGAGAACUAUCACUGAUGCCCACCCUCCAGGGACCGCUAUACUGCACGUGAAGUUCACAGAUGAUCCAACUCUUGCAGUGUGCAAUGACAGUGGAGGAUCUGUUUUCGAGCUGGCUUUCAGGAGGGUGAUGGGGAUGCGGUCGUGUGAUUCUCGAUGUCUGUUUAGUGGCUCCAAAGGGGAGGUCUGUUGUAUUGAACCUUUGCAUGCUCCUCCAGACUUCAGAGACCAUCCUAUCACACACUACUCUCUGCUGGCUAUGGCCUCUCUCACUAAGAUUUUGGUCAUCGGACUGAAGCCCACCCUAAAAGUGUGGAUGACUUUUCCCUACAGCAAGUCUGAUCCGUCCAGUGUUCCUCAGCUGGCCUGGCAGUUUGUUCCUGUUCAGAAGACGGUCAAUCCGAUCCUGGCGUUUUGCAAAGGAGAUACAGUCCACUUCCUCCAGGUAAAGAAGGAGGAGACAGGGACCAUCCAUGUCAUCAAACAAAGACAACUCCACCUCAGCUGUGACAUCAUUAGCCUAAGUUGGAUUAACAGUCGUACACUGGUUCUGGUGGACAGCCACGAGAAACUGCAGGUUGUGGACCGGCCCAGUCAGGAGGUUUUGGAGACUCUGGACUUGGAGCAGGUGCAACUAGUCUAUAACAGCCGACAUUUCAAAUCGCUGGCCACCGGAGGGAAUGUCUCCCAGGCUCUGGCUUUAGUUGGAGAAAAGGCCUGUUACCAGUCUGUCUCCAGCUACGCAGGACAGAUCGUCUAUUUGGGCACAAAGUCUGCUCACAUCAUGACUCUAAGGAACUGGAGAGAGCGCAUUGACUGCUGGCUGAAGCAGGAACAUUUUGUUGAGGCUCUUUCUUUGGCCUGGUCCUUCCACGAAGGAACUGCUAAAGCUGUCGUUGGCCUGUUUGGUGAUCCACUGAAAAGGAAAGGAGUGGUCAGUGACAAGAUGGUAGAGAUCCUUUUCCAGUUCACAGAGUAUGCUUUGAAGAAGUGUCCAGAACAAGGCAAGAUCCAAGUCAUGGAGCAACAUUUCCAGGAUGUUGUUCCAGUCCUGGUGGAAUACUGCUUGCUGCUACAGAGGGCUGACUUACUGUUCAACCAGUUGUAUGCUCAGCUGGUGGAGAACACGGUUGCUAAAGGCGUCUUCCUGGAGUCUCUGGAGUCGUACAUUGUUGCUGACCGCCUUGGCCACCUCACCCCACCCAUUAUGAGGGACCUCCUGGCCCAUUACCAUGACAAUGGCAUGAUGGACAGCCUGGAGAGGUGCAUUGUGCAUCUAGAUGUCACCAGCCUGGACAUACAACAGGUGGUUCGAGUGUGUUGGGAGAACCAGCUCUAUGAUGCAAUGAUCUACGUUUUCAACAGCGGUAUGAACGACUACAUUACUCCAAUGGAGAAACUCUUUGCAGUCAUUGUCCCAACAUUGAAGGAAGGGAGGAGCUUAACUGAUGAAGAUGUUGUGAUGGGAAACAAACUGCUGGUGUACAUAAGCUGCUGUCUUGCAGGAAGGGCAUAUCCAAUAGGAGACAUCCCUGAAGACCUUGUGGUUCAAGUCAAGAACCAGGUGUUUGAAUUCCUGAUCCGUCUCCAUUCAACUGACUCCUCAGAGGAGGAGGAAGUUUUUCCAUUUAUUCAUACACUCCUCCACUUUGAUACCCGGGAAUUUCUCAAUGUCCUUGCCAUGACAUUUGAAGACUUUAAGAAUGACAAGCAGGCCCUUGAGUACCAGCAGAGGAUAGUGGACAUCUUACUGAAGGUUAUGGUGGACAACCCAGACUUUACUCCUUCCCAGGUCGGUGGACUCUUCACCUUUCUGGCUCGACAAUUGGCCAAACCAGACAACACACUUUUUGUCAACAGGAAGCUCUUUGAUCAGGUUCUGGAGUUCCUGUGUUGCCCAGAUGAUGACUCCCGGCACACUGAGAGGCAACAGGUUGAAGUUCUGCUGGAGCUGUUGCAGGUCGGAGGUGUGGUCCAGUUUAAUGAAGAAAGGCUGCUCACUUUGGCAGAGAAGGCCAAGUUCUACCAAAUCUGUGAAUUUCUUUAUGAGAAGAAGCAUCUGUAUGACAAGAUAAUUGAUUGCUACCUGCAAGACCCCCUCAGAAAGUGGGAGAUCUUUAGCUACAUCCACAAUCUGCUGUCCAUGCCCGGCUACAGCCCUGAGGAGAAACAAACAGUCAAGAACAAAGCACGGCAACAUAUGCAGGAGCUGAUAACCCUCGACCCCAGCAAAUCAGCUGACCUUGUGCUGUUUCAUUUUGUGGAUGAGGUGCAGCAAAUCAUCUCUGAGCUGCAGGAUGACCAGAUACUUUUCAAAUUCCUCAGCUGCCUCUUGGAACCAAGGGAAGGCCCUCAUUCAGAGUCCCUCCUCCCUGUGGAACGUGACCUCAAUGAGCUUCUGCUGGACUUACUGUGUCGUUUUGCACCCCACCAGCUUCUGAGCUUCCUCCACACCUCCCAGCACUACAGGCUGGAAGAAGCCAUACAAAUAACAGAGAAAUACCACUGCAAUGAAGCUAGAGCCUAUCUACUGCAGAAGAAAGGAGAUGUUCAAGGAGCCUUUGCUGUCUUGUUAGAGACACUGAACCAAAAACUAUGUCUCCUCACUGCUGAGACUGACGGAGGAGUUGAAGGAGAAAACAGAGGUCAGAAUAAGGACGAGGAAGACAGUGAAUCAACGCUAACAAGAGUAAAGGAUUCACUGAACGACAUCAUCGUCUUCUGUCAUCAAAGUUGCCAGAACCUUGACCAGCCACAAAGAGAGUCUCUCUGGUUUCCACUUCUGGACUCCAUGAUGGCUUCUCAGAAACAAGUGAAAGGCCACAAUGCCAAACACAUCUCUGACGUGCUAAAGGAGCUGACGAUGGAGGUUCUCAACUGUAUGAGCAGCUUUAUUUCUUUGCCUGCCAUAAUUCAGCAAAUAUUGCAGGACCCCGUCUAUGGCAGAGGGAAGUUAGCAGAGAUUCAAGGCCUCAUUCUGGGGAUGCUGGACACUUUUAACUAUGAGCAGACAUUACUCGAAACAACCACCAGUCUGUUGAACCACGACCUCCACUGGUCCCUGGCUCACCUACGUGCUGCCGUCACACGAGGACUCCACCCACGUCAAGACUACUGUAACAUCUGCCUCCAGCACUACAAGAGGAGGCAAGAUUCAGCAGAGGAGAUCAUUGUGUUCAGCUGUGGCCACCUGUACCACUUUCAGUGCCUGCAGCAGAAGAACUGUGGGUGGGGAUCUGCUGCAGAGGUCCAGCAGCGGUGGAGGUGCUACAAGUGUUCCUCCAGUCAGGGAGGAAGGAGUGGAAUUUCCUCUGAACCAAAGAGAAGCCGCAGCACAUCUCUUGCUCAGACUCAUCUUACAUCAGUGCAUCAUGACGGAGGAGCGGUGGCUCACAGGAAGAAGGUGUUUGUUGAGGCAACGUUGGACCUUCAGCAGGAGCAGUCCUGGGAUCAGAUACGUUCUUUAUACCAAGGACCAUCCAGGUUGUCUAUCCUUUCAGAGCUCUCCCACGGUCACAGCCAUGGGAAACCGGCUUUCUAAACACAGCACUAUCAGGAGCAGAGAGUUUCCAGCUAAAACUCUCUCCUCCCCCUCUUUUGAAGAAUAGCACCAUGACCCGUUGAGGGGGGAAAAAAUCUAUUUCAUUUGUCCUGAUGUCUUUGUAUGAUUGGUUAACGGCAGAAUCUACUUGAGUGGAAAUUGUAGUUGUCCACUGCUUUUUUUUAUAGUGUAUGAUCUGAUGUUGUAUUACUUUCCAAAUGUUUGUUUUAAAAAGCUGUUUAAUAUAGAUAAUAUUGACUCUGAUAAUUCUAAUCAGUGCACUUUUAAUUUCAUCAGUUGUUGAUGUACUACAGCUCGCUGAACCUUUGUAACAUAACCAAGAAUCACCUAACAGAACUGCAAAGAAUGUCAACGCCUUAUUUUGCUUUAACAUUCAGGAUUGUUUAUUUACCUGGAGGUACAAGAUGCAUCUCACACUACAGCCAGACUGGCUGUUGAGAUUCUGAACUCAACAAAUUCAAUCAUUUUAAUAAGGAACACUCAGUGGAGGCCUGUUUUGCACUAAGAGGGAGUUUUGUUUUAUUUUUAAAGAACAGGACAGGUAAUUUACCUUGAUGAUGGUUAGUCUAUAUUAUCUAGUUUUAUGGGUUACUGGAUUCUUAAAAGUAACCUGCUUUAAACUCUGAGUUUUGAGACUUUUCAGACAGAAAACUGGAAGAAAUCAAAAUCCAGUUUAUUAGAUGGUUAUCACUGAACCCAUUUUUUGUUGUUUAAAUUUCACCUUUUCAUGAAAUCCAGAUUUAGUGAGUUUACUGUUUGAACGAGCUACAAAGGAGGAUUUUUGACGUUGUGCUCUAAAUAUUUGGUGACUCCGCUAAAUAAAUCAACAGACAUGCUGUAUUAACCUUA